Vicia villosa (hairy vetch) is the source of this 684-nucleotide messenger RNA. Its product is annotated as RNA-binding NOB1-like protein. The record is from RefSeq and is a predicted model, not a curated record. Gene Ontology annotation, molecular function: RNA endonuclease activity. The transcript has 3 exons. Bases 1 to 684 code for a protein of 227 amino acids. Gene Ontology annotation, cellular component: preribosome, small subunit precursor. Gene Ontology annotation, biological process: maturation of SSU-rRNA. NCBI's taxonomy places the organism in Eukaryota, Viridiplantae, Streptophyta, Magnoliopsida, Fabales, Fabaceae.
AUGAAAAGCAACUUGCUUAACAUUAGGCAGUUGGUUCAAAAGAACUACAAGGUUUCGAUCAAAGACAAGAUGACAAGAGUUAUCGAUGCAAGUGAGAGUACUAUAAUCGUGAAUCAUGGAGGAAGUUCAGCAACAACACCGCCACCACCAAAAGCAUCAUGCUGGAGUAACAUAGUGAAGAAGGAGGCACCUCCACCUCAACAACCUUCGCCACUUUUAGAGACUCAACAAGUUUUGGAAGAUGCACGUAAUAGUCAUGGGAUAUCGGUUGCCAUUGUUGAUGCUAAUGCUGUUAUUGCAAGUGGAGAGAAGCUUCAUAGUAUUGCUGAUAAGUUUGUGUCUGUCCCGAAGAUUUUGGAGGAAAUCUGUGAUCUUGUUUCUCGGCAUAAACUUUCUUUUCUUCCGUUUACUAUACAAACCAUGGAACCAACCCCUGAAUCCAUUAACAAAGUUGUCAAAUUUGCUAGGGUUAUUGGUGAUCUACAGACUCUAUCAGAUGUUGAUAUUAAACUCAUGGCUCUGACUUAUACUUUGGAGGUUCAGAUUCAUGAAACAAAACAUCUCAGAGAAGAAAAUAGUCUGCAACAAAAAGAAAAUAGUCAGCAACAUCCAGUAGUAGCUUCAUUUGUGGCCAACAUUGUAGAAGAAACAAAAGAGAACAUAGGUGUUGAUGAAGAAAUGUAG